CGCCGGCCAGCAGCAACAUCACGGCCUAACAGGGUCUAUCAUGGGCGGCGUGGCUAACAUGUUUGGUGGAGGCGGCAACCAGACACAAGGACUUCGGCUAUUCGAACACAGGAGGGACGGGCCCAUACACAGGCCAGGUGCCUCCCGCAUCAUAUGAGCCGCCUGCGACAAGCUCCUCUUCGAUGAGCGGCUUGGGGGGAGGCUCUACGUAUCAUUCCCCGCAUUCGAACCAAAUGGGCACGCAACGUCCUCCCAAUGCCCGUACAUCUGGGAACAGCCCAUCCUUCGACGGGCCUCCCGUGCCACAACAAACGUAUCCGGCGUACGGGCACAUGCCGCCACCGCCGCCGUCAGCCGGACGGCCAACAGCGACGGCAUAUGGCCAGAACCCACAAUCAUACGGCGCGCCGUCCCAACCGGGUGUUCCACAGCCGCAGUAUGGGGUUCCAGGUCCCUACAACCCGCACUACUCGGGCGGCGGAGCCUCUGCUGGCUAUCCGGGCGCCCAGCAUUCCUUCCCAACGGGCCCUCAACAUCACGGACAGAACUAUGGAUCGCCAUACUGAGAAGGCGGUAACAGUUUCUUCUAAACAAUGGGAACGGUUGGACCAGUGCCAUUUGCUGGCGGACGGCCUCACACUUCUUCCUGCUCUCAUUGUUUUUUUUUCUUUCUUUUCUUUCCUUUUUUUUCUUCCUUUUUUUUUCUUUUUUUCGUCCCAUUGGCUAGCGCCUAGCACCCAUCACAUAUAUUGCGGAGGAAGAGUUUCGCGCUUGCUACUGUAUGCGCCUCUAGUGAAUUAUGUUCUCACGAUAAUGUAGCAGAAUAUCGACAUGCUGGAAAUCAGGAUUGUAGUGAUUU
Messenger RNA from Sodiomyces alkalinus F11, 859 nucleotides. RefSeq lists its product as hypothetical. NCBI's taxonomy places the organism in Eukaryota, Fungi, Ascomycota, Sordariomycetes, Glomerellales, Plectosphaerellaceae. Bases 256 to 819 code for a protein of 187 amino acids. The record is from RefSeq and is a predicted model, not a curated record. The transcript is spliced from 3 exons.